Messenger RNA from Fusarium musae, 3483 nucleotides. RefSeq lists its product as uncharacterized. Gene Ontology annotation, cellular component: membrane. The coding region runs from base 1 to 3483 and encodes 1160 amino acids. The transcript has 3 exons. Gene Ontology annotation, molecular function: transmembrane transporter activity. Gene Ontology annotation, biological process: transmembrane transport. The record is from RefSeq and is a predicted model, not a curated record. Lineage: Eukaryota; Fungi; Ascomycota; Sordariomycetes; Hypocreales; Nectriaceae.
AUGACAUAUCACGGCCAGAGGAUAGAACGUGUUGCAAACGUCUAUAUCUCAUCGCAUGGUGUUCCAGGUCGCGAGCAGUUCGUCAGCCAUCUGGAAACUUAUGCAGAAGAAAAGACAAAGAUUCCAGCAAUUGAAGACCAAAAAGGCCCAGCCUUGAUCUACAUAUCUGCUGGCGCAUGGUAUACCCAUCCCCACUAUAGAGGUAUCGGGUCUACUGCCCUUGAUCCCUGGGACGAUCGUUUCUCGGCAUAUCAGGAUCAUCUAUCAAAAGUCGACAAAUUCAUUGGUGACAAUACACCACAUGAAGAUUGGUUCAGCGUACCAAUGGAUCCACGAGAUGGUAUUGGAAACCAGAUCUUCUACGCACCGCCCGCUGGGCCGCGAUAUCUGGGUAAUGAUACAAAAAUGGUUAUUGACAGAGGUCGCCGAGCAGAAGAAGUCAUCGAGAUGCAGGACUGGCUUCUGGAAAAGGAGGAUGACUUCAACAUCCCGUUCGUUUGGUCUAUCGCCAACGUUGUCGAGGGUCAAGACAAGGUCUGGCGCGAUCCCCUCCGCACCGGCUUUCACGUCAAGUUUCACGUCGCAGAGCUUCGAGCCAACAUUCUUCUGAACAUGCGAUGCAAUGCGAAGCUGGACCGCAUGAAGCCAUAUCCCUAUUCACGGACAUGCUGCACCGAUUAUGGCGUCAAGCCAAUGGUGCAGCUUUCCGUGGUAGCAUUUGGUAUCGUGUACCUGGCUGCUUGCAUCAUUUGCGAGAUCUUGGAUAUGUGUGCCGAUCGAAGUCCCGACCAGCCUCGCUUUAAGCUACUCAACAUGCAAGCCGGAUGUCUCGUAUUAGCACUUCUGAUGUGCUACUACGCUGACCGCACACAGAUGAUGGCAAAGGGAAGCAAGCUUUGGCAACUCAAAGACUUUGUCGCGCUUUGCAUUGCCUACAUUGCAAUCAUGUUGGCCACUAUUCGACGUAUCAAAUCGCCUGUCCCGGAGGAUCUGUCAGUGGAUAUAAAAGAUGCAGACCAACCAUUCCUCUCACGAGAUCAGACCGAUGAGUGGAAAGGAUGGAUACAGGUCUUCAUUCUUAUCUAUCACUGGACUGGUGCUCAGGGUGGCUCAACCUACGUUCUCAUCCGAGUAUGCGUUGCGGCAUAUCUUUUCCAAACGGGCUACGGACAUACGCUUUACUUCCUGAACAAGAACGACUUCUCAUUCAACCGUGUCGCGGCCAUGUUACUUCGCCUCAACAUACUGAGCUGCUGUCUCGCGUACUUCAUGGAUACAGACUACGUGUUCUACUACUUCCCAUCUCUCUUGUCGUUCUGGUUCCUCGUCGUUUACGCGACAGUGGCGACUAGACCAAGAUACAACGGCGAUUUGCAGGUUAUGCUGGCCAAGAUAUGCAUGUCUUGUCUCUUUGUAUCGAUGAUAUUCAUGGGUACGCCUCUUACGCGUUGGGCCUUUGAGAUUCUCAACACUGUUUUCAAGGUCCAGUGGAAUUAUAAGGAAUGGCAUCGCCGCGUCACACUCGACAUGCUCAUCGUCUACGUUGGUAUGCUGACAGCCGUUGUCAACCGGCACUUGAAGAAGCCUGUUCACCUAGGACUUCGUGUAGCACUUGCUCUGGCUGGCUUCUUCGCCACGACACAUUAUUUCUUCGCGACCUCAGGUCUUCGCAUGGCUGCGUACUCGACAUGGCAUCCGUACGUAUCACUUGUGCCAAUCCUGGGUUUCAUUGCCAUGCGAAACGUCUCGGGUCCUGUUCGAAAUUAUCACUCCAAAGCUAUGGCUUGGCUAGGCCGUUGCUCGUUGGAAACCUACAUCCUCCAGUUUCACAUCCUCCUCGCGGCCGAUACCGAGGGUGUUCUCAUUGUCGAUGGUCUGGUUGGCGAUGGAUCACUCAUGAGAGAUCGAUGGAGGACUCUGGUGAUCAUUCUGCCAAUUUUCCUAUGGAUCAGUCACGCGGUCGCUGGUUCUACAGCAUACAUCGUCAAGAUGAUCAUGCAUCAAGGCACAGAAGAUGAGAAGUUCAGCGGAUCUUCUUUUUGGGUUUGGUUGGAGAAGAUUCCGGGUUUCUCCGGCCUCUCAGCACCCAAAAUCAGGGCUCUUGAGCUCGAGACUCUCAGCCUCACUCACGAGGCCGGUGCAACGCCGAAGCAGCCAAACCCGGUUCUAUCAACAACGGGGCGUCGGCUUGGGUCGCGCAAUGACCAGGAGGACGAGCACGACAAUUUCACUGGCUCAGGCGAUGAGGCCGCACCCCCAAGGGCCACUCUUGUUGUCGAGAAGUGGAAUGAACCCAUUGGCAAUGCCUUUCGAGUCGGCGCUGUCUAUUGGAGUCUUUUCGUCUCAGGCGCCAACGACGCAGCAUACGGAGCUUUGAUCCCUUAUCUGGAGACCUACUACGAGCUCUCUUACCUCGUUGUCUCGCUCAUCUUUCUCUCACCGUUCGUCGGCUUCAUCGUCUCGGCUGCCGUCAACAACUAUCUUCACAUGAACAUCGGUCAGCGAUGGAUCGCUUUCAUGUGCGGAGGCUGCCACGCCUUGACAUAUCUUAUCUUAUCGCAGCAUCCGCCUUAUCCUGUCCUCGUCCUGGCCUAUGUCCUUGCUGGUCUGGGUAAUGGAAUUGGACUUGCUGCUUGGAACUCGUACAUUGGCAAUUUGGCGAGGUCUAAUGAGUUACUGGGUUUUAUGCAUGCCAGCUAUGGGCUUGGAGGAACUGUUAGCCCUCUUAUUGCGACUAGCAUGAUCACCCAGGCCAACCUUGGCUGGUAUGACUUUUACUAUGUGCUUCUGGGUAUGGCUGUUCUUGAGACCGCAACUCUCACCUACUCCUUCUGGCCCAAGACAGCUCAGAAGUAUCGUGAGGCUGUUCAUACUGAGGGCACUCGCAACGAAGGCACGCGAGCCGCCCUCUUCGUCAAGCCUCAUGCUCGCGUUGUUUGGCUUUGUGCCUUCUUCCUACUCGGCUAUGUUGGUACCGAAGUCGCUCUCGGCGGCUGGGUCGUGCAAUUCAUGUUGCGCGUUCGUAACGCUGACCCUUUCGAUGCUGGAAUGACCGCCGUCGGCUUUUGGCUGGGCAUCACUGUCGGUCGCCUAGUUUUGGGCAUGGUAAUUCCCAAGAUCGGUGUCAAGCUGUCUCUCAUGAUCUUCAUUCCUAUCACCAUGGGCCUGCAGCUCAUCUUCUGGCUCGUCCCGCAAUUCCACGUCUCAGCCGUGGCAGUUUCCUUGCAGGGCUUCUUCCUGGGACCCAUGUUUCCUUGUGUUAUUGUUGCACUUACAAUGCUUCUUCCGCGACAUCUCCACGUCAGCGCAAUUGGCUUCGCAGCUGCGUUUGGCGGAAGUGGUGCGGCUGUGCUGCCCUUUGCAGUUGGCGCGAUUGCGCAAGCCAAGGGAGUGCAGGUUCUUCAGCCAAUUAUUCUCGCCAUUCUGGCUGUUCUGUUCGUAAUCUGGCUUGGCCUACCUAAGAUCGAGAAGAGAAAGGAUUAA